This is a messenger RNA of Esox lucius (northern pike), 666 nucleotides long. RefSeq names its product transcription factor 24. The record is from RefSeq and is a predicted model, not a curated record. Gene Ontology annotation, molecular function: protein dimerization activity; DNA-binding transcription factor activity, RNA polymerase II-specific; RNA polymerase II transcription regulatory region sequence-specific DNA binding. The transcript has 2 exons. Bases 1 to 450 code for a protein of 149 amino acids. Lineage: Eukaryota; Metazoa; Chordata; Actinopteri; Esociformes; Esocidae. Gene Ontology annotation, biological process: regulation of transcription by RNA polymerase II; developmental process.
AUGCUGACCACUGACAGUCGGCGUCCACAGGCCCUGCAGCGCUCCAGGGUGGUCCAGACCGGAGGACUCGGUGGAAGAGGCCGACCAGCAGCAGCCAAUGCAGCACGGGAGAGGAGUAGAGUGCAGACCCUGAGAAGCGCGUUUCUGGAGCUACAGAGGACCCUGCCCUCGGUGCCACCGGACACCAAAUUGUCCAAGCUCGACGUGUUGAUUUUGGCCACCACGUACAUUGCCCAUCUUACUCGAACCUUGCAAGAGGAGGGUAUGGAGGAGGGAGAGAGCACAAGACAAACUGCGGCGUUACACUCGCUGAAGGGUGAAGGUUACCUGCACCCCGUGAAAAAGUGGCCAAUGCGGUCCAGGUUGUACGUUGGCGCCUCGGGUCAGUUUCUGAACAGCUCAAAACAGACAGAGAAUCAAGACGCGUCAUCGUCGACCUCCAAGACAUAAAUCUAAGGGCAACAUUUGGGAUUCAGACGAACAUCGAUUACUAGGACUUAAAUCAUUAACAAAAUUACAAGGACCUUUGAAAUGGACAGCAGAUAAAUGUUCGCCUGACAGUGCUUAUGCAUUUUAUUUAUCAAACAAUUGAAGUAUCUGCUUUUGACUUCAAUAUUUUCAUAUCAUGUAAAGGAGUCAGUCACGAGACAUUCAAAACUUUUUCAA